AUGGCGCGACUGACGUGGCAACUCUCCACGAUUAUAACAACAUUAAGUUUUUAUUUAAUUUUCGACAGUCAUGUUGUUUAUACCCUUGGAAAAACGGAUUCGAAAAUAGGAAAAGGCAUUAAACAUGAUGCAAGCAUAUCGUCAUCCACAAGUUUGACAAUUGAGACUCUUAAAAACAGUUAUGAGAUUACAAAAAACGUGAGUUUUUCUAAUGAAACUUUAUCAAUAAUUAAUACAACCACAUGGAAGCCGACACCUACUAAACCUAUGAUGCCAGAGGAUCUUCCAGUUAAGGGAUCUGCAGAAGAAGAACAUCAUAGCAGUUUGACUAUAUUCUUUAUUCUUUUAGUUGUUGCAUUUUGCAUUCUACUAGUUCACACAUUGAUUCAUACUCAUUUCCACUACUUGCCGGAAAGUGUUGUUAUUGUCCUUAUUGGGGCUUUAAUAGGAUUAACAUUAAAGAUAUUUAAAUUUGGCAACUGGAGGAGUGAAGAAACUUUCAGCCCCACAAUUUUCUUCAUUGUGUUGCUUCCUCCCAUCAUCUUUGAAUCUGGCUACAAUUUACAUAAGGGAAAUUUCUUUCAAAAUAUUGGAUCAAUAAUGGUUUUUGCCAUUGUUGGAACUGUUAUUUCGGCAGUUUUUAUUGGUGGUGGUGUAUAUCUUCUGGGACAAGCAGAAGUAGCAUAUGAAUUGGACAUAGUCGAGAGUUUUGCCUUUGGAUCCUUGAUUUCAGCUGUCGAUCCUGUAGCAACACUAGCCAUCUUCCAUGCUCUUGAUGUAGAUCCUGUUUUAUACAUGUUGGUGUUUGGUGAAAGUGUACUUAAUGAUGCUGUAUCUAUUGUGCUAACUUCCACGGUGUUGGAGUUUGCAGAUCCUAAUGUUGUUUUUACAAGUCGAGCAGCUGCCAUCUUUUAUGCUAUGGGAAGAUUUUGUGUAAUGUUUUUUGCUUCUGCUGCUAUAGGCACUGUUAUUGGCUUAUUAAGUGCAAUACUAUUAAAAUCUAUUGACUUGCGAAAAACACCCUCCUUAGAAUUUGGUAUGAUGUUGGUUUUUUCCUAUCUGCCAUAUGGCCUUGCUGAAGGAAUUCAUUUAUCUGGAAUCAUGGCGAUAUUAUUUUGUGGCAUUGUAAUGUCUCAUUACACUCACUUGAACUUAUCACCAGUCACACAAAUAACUGUACAGCAAACCUUCCGAACUGUGGCUUUUAUAGCAGAAACCUGUGUAUUUGCAUACUUGGGAAUGGCAUUAUUCAGUUUUCAUCUAAAUGUGAAACCAUCUUUCGUCAUUUGGAGCAUUGCCCUUUGUCUAGGUGGAAGAGCCAUCAAUAUUUUUCCAUUAAGCUUCCUCGUUAAUUUUUUCCGGGAACAUAAGAUAACAAGGAAAAUGCAAUUUAUUAUGUGGUUCAGUGGAUUGCGAGGUGCAAUUGCAUUUGCUUUGAGCCUUCACAUGGAGUUUUCAGCAGAAAAACGUUAUAUCCUUGUCACAACUACUCUUAUUAUUGUUCUUUUCACAAUUAUGUGUCUCGGAGGAGCAACUAUGCCUAUGAUGAAGCUUUUGAAAGCAGAAAAAAGGAAAAAGACACGAUCUGAAAUUUCCCUCAGUAAAACUAAGGAAAUGGGUGAUACAGUUGACUCGGAACAUCUUUCUGAAUUGACUGAAGAAGAAUAUGAAAUAAACUUUGUAAAACCACAUUUGCGAGGUUUUUUGCGUAUUGAUGUCAAAUAUUUGAUACCUUUCUUCACGCGACGUUUCACUCAACAGGAAGUUCGUGAGGGCCGUAAUCAAAUGGAUAAUUUAACAAACAAAUGGUACAAAGAAGUACGAGCUGCGCCAUCUGAAUCUGAAUCCGAUGAAGCUUCAGAAGUAACGCAUCAUUGA
Acanthosepion pharaonis is the source of this 1878-nucleotide messenger RNA. The record is from the annotation of a GenBank genome assembly. NCBI's taxonomy places the organism in Eukaryota, Metazoa, Mollusca, Cephalopoda, Sepiida, Sepiidae.